AUGCGAGAUGGUCACUACCCGCAUUCAAAGCUCUCAAAUUUACGAUUCGGGAUGGAGAAAUACGAGCUCGUCAAGGAUAUAGGGUCUGGGAAUUUUGGGGUGGCGAGGCUCAUGCGUCAUAAGGACACCAAGGAGCUUGUUGCCAUGAAAUACAUUGAAAGGGGUCACAAGAUUGAUGAGAAUGUUGCGAGGGAAAUCAUAAACCAUAGAAGUCUUCGCCACCAGAAUAUUAUUCGGUUCAAGGAGGUGGUUUUGACUCCCACACAUCUGGGUAUUGUAAUGGAGUAUGCAGCUGGUGGAGAGCUGUUUGAGAGGAUUUGCAGUGCUGGAAGAUUCAGUGAAGAUGAGGCUCGAUAUUUCUUCCAGCAGCUCAUCUCAGGAGUUAGCUACUGUCAUUCCAUGUCAUCUCUGCUUCAUUCAAGGCCUAAGUCAACUGUGGGAACCCCAGCCUACAUUGCGCCUGACGUUCUUUCACGUAGAGAAUAUGAUGGAAAGUUAGCAGAUGUAUGGUCCUGUGGAGUGACUCUUUAUGUAAUGCUGGUGGGAGCAUACCCAUUUGAAGACCAAGAGGAUCCCAAAAAUUUUAGGAAAACCAUCAACAGAAUUAUGGCUGUUCAAUACAAGAUCCCAGACUAUGUUCACAUAUCUCAAGACUGCAGACAUCUGCUCUCUCGCAUUUUUGUGGCAAAUGCAGCUAGGAGAAUCACCAUUAAGGAAAUCAAGUCCCAUCCAUGGUUUUUAAAGAAUUUGCCUAGAGAAUUAACAGAAGCAGCACAAGCUGCUUACUACAGAAAAGAAAAUCCAACCUUUUCUCUUCAGAGUAUAGAAGACAUCAUGAAUAUUGUUGAGGAGGCCAAGGUUCCACAUCCAGCAUCCAGGUCAAUUGGAGGAUUUGGUUGGGGAGGAGAAGAAGACGAGGAUGAAACAAAAGAAGAUGCAGAGGCUGAGGCUGAGGCUGAGGCUGAUGAAGAUGAGUAUGUAAAGAGAGUCAAAGAGGCACAGGCAAGCGGGGAAUUUCAUCACAAUGGAAAAAAGUACAAAAUGCAAAAGCAGAUUAGUUUAACUGAACAUAAAUCUCGCGAUCAUUCAAGCUGUAAAUCAGCAGGCACGAUGAACAAUCCAAUGAAGGUAACUGAAUGA
This is a messenger RNA of Sphenostylis stenocarpa, 1140 nucleotides long. The record is from the annotation of a GenBank genome assembly. Lineage: Eukaryota; Viridiplantae; Streptophyta; Magnoliopsida; Fabales; Fabaceae.